This is a messenger RNA of Coturnix japonica (Japanese quail), 1943 nucleotides long. RefSeq names its product thiamine transporter 2-like. The record is from RefSeq and is a predicted model, not a curated record. Gene Ontology annotation, biological process: transmembrane transport; vitamin transport. Gene Ontology annotation, cellular component: plasma membrane. NCBI's taxonomy places the organism in Eukaryota, Metazoa, Chordata, Aves, Galliformes, Phasianidae. Gene Ontology annotation, molecular function: thiamine transmembrane transporter activity.
GCUCUGUUCCUUUAAGGAUGCUGACAGUGAGCCAGCUGGAAGUGUUCUCAGAGGAGGUGUCCUCAAAACAAGUUAAACUACUAGAACAGGAAAAUCAAGGAAGCCAAAUAGAGUCCAGAAGCUGCAAUACACAGAAGACAGCUGAAGAAAUACUGUAGAACCCAAAAGGGGACUUUUCCUGUGGAAACAAGAAAGGAGGGGCUCAAGCACACAAGAUCUUCCAAAUCUUUAUGCACUGUCUACAGAGAAACAGCAGAAGUAUGUACAGAAAGCUUUUCAAUUUAGAGCUAAAUAAGAUGUUUUCCAGACGCCAGCAUUUAAAGAACACUACUUAGCACAAGAAACCAGAAGAUAUAUUGAAUGACAAAGCAUCUUUGUAUUUGCGUGGGCAGUGUCGGCUAAGAAACCUCCUCCUCACUGGCUGCAAAAGCCAUGGGCUGCUGGAAGAAUAUGAAAAGCAACACCUGGACUUUUCCCACCCUGAUCCUCUGCCUCUAUGGAUUCUUCUACACAAUGAAGCCAUCAGAACCUUUUCUAACCCCUUACCUAACUGGACCAGAUAAAAACCUGACAAUAGACGAGGUUACCAACCAGGUUUUCCCAGUUUGGACAUACUCCUACCUUGCGCUCCUCGUCCCGGUCUUCCUGAUCACUGACUACGUGCGCUACAAGCCCAUCAUCCUCCUCCAGGGCAUCAGCUUCAUCGUCACGUGGCUCCUGCUCCUCUUUGCACAUGGGCUGGUGGCCAUGCAGGUGGUGGAAUUCUUCUAUGGGAUGGUGACAGCCACCGAGGUCGCCUACUACGCCUACAUCUACAGUGUUGUCAGCACUGAUCACUAUCAGAGAGUGACGAGCUAUUGCAGGAGUAUCACUCUCGUGGCAGCCACCUUUGCUGCUGUGCUGGGACAGCUCCUGGUUUCCCUAGCAGAUGUAUCCUACUUUCACCUCAAUGCCAUCACUCUGGCUUCCGUGUCCCUGGCCUUUGUGUGCUCCUUUCUCCUCCCAAUGCCUCAAAAGAGCAUGUUCUUCCACAGAAAGGGCAACUCAGAAACCCACCCACAACCAGACAGAGUUGUAACUGAGCCCGGCCCCAACAUAUCAUCGAGCUGCCAGCAGGACAAGGACUGCACAGCUGCUGACACGGGACCGACUCCAGCGCAGCAGCCUCAGCAGCCUGAGCCCCAGCACCAUGUGCUGAGAGUACUGGUGCAGCUGGGCAAGGACCUGAAGGAUUGCUACAGCUCUAGGAAGCUUCUUUACUGGUCCCUGUGGUGGGCUUUGGCUACGGCAGGCUUUAACCAGGUUGUGAACUACAUCCAAGUGCUGUGGGACUUCCGAGCCCCGUCCCACAGCUCUGCAGUGUACAAUGGAGCUGUUGAAGCAGUGGCAACAUUCCUGAGCUCAGUAGCAUCUUUCAUGGUCGCAUAUAUGAAAAUGAACUGGGACCUAUUUGGAGAACUGGCAUUAGGAAUCUUCUCCACAAUGGAUGCUGUUUCUUUAUUUCUCAUGCACUUUACUACCAAUAUCUGGGUGUGCUAUGCUAGCUACCUAAUUUUCAAGGCAAGCUAUAUGCUCCUUAUAACAAUAGCAACGUUCCAGAUCGCAGUCAACCUGAGCAUGGAGCGCUAUGCUUUGAUGUUUGGGCUGAACAACUUCGUUGCACUGGUGAUUCAGACCAUCCUUACAGUAGUUGCUGUGGACUCAAAAGGUUUGGGAUUGGACAUUGUGACUCAGUUUUUAAUUUAUGGCAGUUACUUUUCAGUCAUAGCCGGGAUUUUCUUGAUCAGAAGCACUUACAUGCUUGUCUCAAGAAAGUGCAACAGGAAAACAGUGAGAUUUUGGAAAGAGCCUCAGAACCUCACUGAAUAUGAAUCUAAAGAGCAGACUGUAACCAGCUGUGUGACGCAGCUGUAAGAGUUGGACAGACAGCUCACAUGGCCCAG